Molecule: messenger RNA, 1398 nt
Organism: Lodderomyces orthopsilosis Co 90-125
Lineage: Eukaryota; Fungi; Ascomycota; Pichiomycetes; Serinales; Debaryomycetaceae
Product: RuvB family ATP-dependent DNA helicase pontin
Exons: 1
Coding region: 1-1398 (465 amino acids)
Biological process (GO): chromatin remodeling; regulation of transcription by RNA polymerase II; box C/D snoRNP assembly
Cellular component (GO): R2TP complex; Ino80 complex; NuA4 histone acetyltransferase complex
Molecular function (GO): ATP binding; ATP hydrolysis activity; DNA helicase activity
Source: RefSeq, a predicted model, not a curated record
AUGGUACAAAUAAGUGAAGUCACAGAUAAAACUACAUCCCUACCAGUUUCAUCUGCUAAGGAAAAUAGAACAGCCGCCCACACUCACAUCAAAGGACUUGGUUUAAACGAACAUGGAGUUGCCAAACCCAUUGAAGGUGGAUUUGUUGGACAACAGGAUGCACGUGAAGCAUGUGGGAUAAUUGUUGAUUUAAUCAAAAGUAAGAAAAUGUCAGGCAAAGCUGUUUUGAUUGCUGGUCCACCAGCUACUGGUAAAACGGCAUUGGCAUUGGCAGUAUCACAAGAAUUGGGUCCAAAAGUCCCCUUUUGCCCCAUUGUUGGGCUGGAAUUGUAUUCAGCUGAAGUUAAAAAGACUAGUGCAUUGAUGGAAAAUUUCCGAAAGGCGAUUGGAUUAAGGAUUAAGGAAACCAAAGAAGUUUAUGAAGGUGAAGUUAUUGAAUUAACCCCAGAAGAAGCUGAAAACCCCUUGGGUGGAUAUGGUAAAACCAUAAGUCAUGUUAUAGUUGGAUUAAAAACAGCAAAGGGAACGAAAAAUUUACGAUUAGAUCCAAGCAUUUAUGAGUCUUUACAAAAGGAACGUGUUGCCAUUGGAGAUGUCAUUUAUAUUGAAUCAAAUACUGGUGCAGUUAAACGUGUUGGUAGAUCGGAUGCAUAUGCUACUGAAUUUGAUUUGGAAGCUGAAGAAUAUGUCCCACUUCCUAAAGGUGAAGUACACAAGAAGAAGGAAAUUGUUCAAGAUGUUACAUUACAUGAUUUAGAUGUUGCCAAUGCUAGACCUCAAGGUGGACAAGAUGUAUUGAGUAUGAUGGGGCAAUUAUUAAAGCCCAAAAAAACGGAAAUCACAGAUAAGUUACGCAGUGAGGUUAAUAAAGUAGUGUCAAAAUAUAUUGAUCAAGGAAUAGCUGAAUUGAUUCCAGGUGUAUUGUUUAUUGAUGAAGUAAAUAUGUUGGAUUUGGAAAUUUUCACUUAUUUGAAUAAAGCUUUGGAAAGUAACAUUGCUCCUAUUGUUAUAUUAGCUUCAAAUAGAGGAUUGACUACUGUGAAAGGAUCAGAUGAUUUAUCAAUUAAAGCACCUCAUGGAUGUCCACCAGAUUUAAUCGAUCGUUUAUUGAUUGUUAGAACUUUACCUUACAACCAAGAUGAAAUCAAGACAAUUAUUACCAAGAGAGCCAAUUUGGAAAAUUUGACAUUGAGUGAUGAAGCAAUUAACAAAUUAAGUCAUGAUGGUGUACAAACUUCAUUAAGGUAUGCUUUACAAUUGUUGACCCCGGCCGGUAUAUUAAGUUCUAUAGCUGGUCGCUCAACUGUUGAAUUACAAGAUGUUGAAGAAUGUGAGUUGUUGUUUUUAGAUUCAAGAAGAUCAACUAAGGUAUUGAAUGAAUCAAAAACAUUCCUUUAG